Triplophysa dalaica is the source of this 6180-nucleotide messenger RNA. RefSeq lists its product as uncharacterized. The transcript has 7 exons. The record is from RefSeq and is a predicted model, not a curated record. The coding region runs from base 21 to 4940 and encodes 1639 amino acids. Lineage: Eukaryota; Metazoa; Chordata; Actinopteri; Cypriniformes; Nemacheilidae.
GUGAACACAUACAGUAGAAAAUGGCGAGUUCGUGCAACAAGGGUUUACACGCCAAUGAGAGGUAUAUUUUACAACAGAACGCGGACUGCUGGACGUCUAAACUCAUUCAGUGUGUCGGUCUUGAUUGUAUCUCAGAAGUUUUUCUUGGGACACAAGUUCUAGAGGAUCUCAAGCGUUUAAAAGAUUGUAAGCCUGCAAGUGUGUCAAAUUGCUCAUUUGAUGACAGUUGUCAUUUCUGCUGCUUAAGACGAGAAAAAGUGAAGGACCAUGUAGUUGCGCUGAACAAACAAAUUGUGGAAAGUGGAGGCAAACCAUUACUAGGUAAAGAUCCUUCUAAUAUCUGCAGACUCGAGUGGCAGUCGGAAGAGUUUCUGAAUGCUGUGUUGCACAGGAAGGAAUACAAACCGAGGAUUCCAGAUCCACACAUCCCUGUGGUGGCUUGUGAAAUUGUGCAGCAAAUGAUUCAUCGUUUGGCUUCAUGUUAUACCCCAAACACCAACUGCUCUCAGGACUCCCUUCACUACAAUGAAGAAAAGGACAAAAGCCUUGUGAAAACUAGCAGUGUCAUGUCCGCUGCUGCUGCUCCUCUCAUGGCACACCAGGAUUCUCCACUGGACCUCUCAGUGAAGAAGGUGAAAGAAGAGAACAUUGAGGAAGAUUGUGUUCUUGACCUUUCAAGGAAGAAUUUCGACAAGGGACAGGCAUCUCUCAACAAUUCUUGUGCCCGUGUCAGUCAGGCUGCUCAUGUGGUCAAAAGGGGUUCUGUUGACCCGAAUUUUGCCCGUGUACAAGAUCUGCAGUCUGCCUCUACAUUGGAAGAGUUCAUGUCAAAGCUGUGUUUGCAUCACCAGCGCCAAAUAGUUGAUGCAUUGGGCUUCUUGCAGAGCGAAGUCAAGACUGUAGAUGCUUCCAGACAUUCUCAAACACCUGCUUCAACGCUUUCUGACAGGCAAGCCACAACCAGCUGCAGUCAUGUGCCAUUUCAAGCGAGAUCUAAGAUGAGGUGGUCUGAGAGAAGGUGCUCCGCUGAUGCUGUUAGGACUCAAGAACCCUGUGUUGUCAGGACAAAUAAAAAGGACAAUAUUGUGCCUGAAAAGCCUGUGGACCUUUGCAAGAUGGCUGUUGACGGUUUGUUUUCCCCUCAUAGAGCAUGUCUUGAGGGUAGAAAUGGAAGUAGUACUGCCACAUGUCGAAGUUUGUUCAACAUGAAAAAAACAUCUUCGCACCUGGAAGCAAACCAAUUGUCAGACUUGACAAGCUUUCAACAAGCUGGUACUUGCAGACGCUUACCAACGUACAAUUCAGAGUCUGAUCGUGCAGACACAUGUUCAGAGUCCACUGAGAGGUGUGCCCCUGGUCAAAGCAAAGAUGCUCUUUUAAAGCCAUCCACGGUUCAAAGAACAUCUCAUGUAGGGUUACCCAUAUCUCCAAGAACAGCCCGAAAAAGCAGAAAGGGUUCUUCCCUUAGGCAAAGGAACGGCUCUACAAAUUACAUCUUACAUGAUCCUGAUGGAAAUUGUGACUUGGUGUACGUUAGAAAAUCAAUAACUGAAUGCCAGCCUCAAUCUCACAAUAGGCUGCAUCCACGGCAGAAUGCUCGGAAGAGCACAAGAGGGCACAGGUAUGUCGAGGAGUACUUGGAGCUGAAAACUGUCCGCACAUUAGCUCGAAAAUCAGUCAGUGAUGCCAGUGGGAAUUGUCCGGCUCGCAUGCCAGAUGUGCAUACCUCAGUCACUCCAAAGCAGUCCUUAUCCAAGCCUGACAGCGUUCCUCUCAUGAACACAGCGUUUGCAGGGGAUUGCAUAAAAGAUGUUGUUGUUCAGAAUUUAUCAUCAGAGCAGAUGGCAGACAAUGAAAUGCCAGGGGAUGUUGCAAAAGUAACAAGUCAAGGUUUGGUUGUUGAAACCAGCCAGACAGGUCAAACUAAAGGUAAUGACCGAAUUCCCAAUGAACUUUUGUGGAAACAGGGGGAGUUAAGAACUCAGCAAGAUGUAAUGACGGAGGCUGUCAGUUGUGCUCCCAUAACCGUCAAAACACAUAUGGAAAAAGACAUUGUAGAAGUCAAAGAAACAUCUGAGACCAUGGAACUCAUUGUACAGAAAGAUGAGUGCGAUUUUCAGAUUGAUCCCGUGUCAAAAGAAAUAUGUGGUUUAGAAAAGAAGUCCAUAGAGCCAUCGCUUAGCUUGCUAUCCCCCAAGACAACCAAAGAUGACUUUACUGAUGCCUUCACAGUAGAACCAAGAAAUGACCUCUCGAAAGUUGACAUAACUCCAGUUCUAGUGGAUCCAGUGGAAAUAUUGACACAAAAUGCAGUUGACAAGUGUGCCCAACAGCAGGAUUCUCACAACAUGGAAAUGAAUCACGAAGUGGUCAAUUGUGUUGAAGAACCAGAGAGGGGUCAAGUGGAUUCUGGGCUGUCCGGCCUAAAAGAACCUGAAAAAUCAAAGGAGAAUGUGGAGUUGGCUCUACACGCUCAAAGAGAUCAGCAGGCAAAAAUGGUUGUUGGCAAGCAUGCAUCCACCUCAGACAGGUGCUUGCGUAGUAGAGGCUUAAAGGCUAAUGUUCAUUUUACCAGAGACUCUGAGUGUGGUGCUGAACUUCUUGACCUGAAGAUGAAACAUACCAGUGAGACUCUUCUAGCAACUCAGCCUUCCAAUCCUGAAACAAUUGUGCGUUCAGAGGCCGAGCAUUCCCACAUUCUUGAAGCUGGUGCCAAACACACUCACACAACUGUUGAGAAUGACGACCCUCUGAUUCCACAUCUCCAAAAGAACAGUGAAGACUUGCCAAAUGUUGUGUCACCUGAGUUUGUUCCAGAGAUUUUAAGCAUCGCCUCCACAGCUAAAAAUGAAAUACCACACGUUUUGGACAAACCAAAUACUGGGAAAAUGUCAAUUAGAAAUCGAGUUCAGAACUUCGAAAAUGAACUUUCUGCUAAUGGAGAUAGCGCUUCAUCCAUGAAGCAGGCUUCACCAAGCUUUAAGAGCAUGCUUUUAAGAAGCAGAAGUCAUAUCGAACAACUCUUUGGUAGCGAAUCGAGCAGUCUUAUUCCAGCAGAUAACUCCGAGAAGCAGGAGCUUUUGUCUUCCAGGAGUAGCUGCUCCGCUGGUCAACAGGCAACUAAAAGUGAUUCGGUUGAUUUGUCUUCCAUGAGUGUCAUGCGCAUGCCUUUAAGAAGCAAAAGUAGUGGUGCAGCUACACAGACGCGAUGUCCCCCAGUUAAACGUUCCAUAAAAUGUACCAAAUCAUCAAGUUUUAUCUGUGAAGAACCUUUCAAUUCACAUGCCAGUCCUCCCUGGAUAAAAUCUGAGCCCACUGCAUACAUGCCCUUAAGAAGUUCAACUGCAGAACAUAUCCCUAACAAUAAAUCUGCCCUUGAAGAUGCAUUAGUGAGUCCUGGGCGCAUGUCAUUGAGAAGAGGGAACUUGUCUGUUAGUGGCUCAGCCACUCCGCUCAGAAAUACGUUCCCACAGCGACAACAGAGGUCUCCUGUGUCUUCAGGUGUUGAGCGUAGUCAGUUGUGUUCAAAAAUUAAAACGGAGAAUACGGAGGAGCAUGUAAAAGAUUCUUUCAGUUUGUCCGAUGAGUUGCUUUGCAUAGCAGGUCUUCAAGGGAUCAAACCUGUGGUUUAUAGCCCACCCAGGUUUUUGGAGGUGGUAAGAGGAGAAGAACACCAACAGGUCAUUUCAAAUUUAAAUUCAAAGUUUGAUAAAAUGCACAAAGGUUGGGUUCAAAUGGAUAAGGAGACUCAACCUGCACCAAAGCCGAAAAACAAGGCAGACAGGCUUAAAGAAAUCUGGAAAAGCAAACGUAGAGUACGCAAAUCAAGACCGCUAGAACAACAGAAGUUCUCGCCUGUGCAAAUGCUUUUCAUGAAGCCUUUUGACCUGCCCAGUAUCUGCAGGUGGUUCUUGCAGUCAACUGAAACCAAAUCUCUUGUCAUUGUCAAGAAGGUAAACACUAGACAUCCUUCUGAAACGCAGUUGUGUUUUCACUCCUCAGCAGCAGGGACGGGGUCGUCUCAUGGGAUUUUCCCCAGUCUGCAGGCUGAACGGUUAAAAAAGCAUUUGAAGAAGUUUGCCAUUGCAUCACCUGUGAAAAAUAACCCCAAAAACCAGAGGCUUAUAUCAAAAGCUUUAGGUCAGAAUAUCUCUGUGUUUAGGAGUAAACCUGAACCAAAAACUGCCACACGAAUAAGUACGAAGGCGCAGAGUCUUGCUGGACUGAUGCCGGUGCAGACUCCUGAGAACCUUUGCCCAGUGACGGGCAGUUCAAAAACUCCAGCAAGUGCUAGAAUUAUCAAAAAAUAUUCGGACAUACGCGAGAAACUUCAGGUUCAGCAAAGCAAGAAAGGCGAAGAGCAGAAUUUCAGAGUUACCCGUUUGAAAACAUCGCUUAUUACAAAGAAAGCUGCCAAACGAAGAUUAGUGACACGUAAGGGCUCAAAGUCUGCUACUGUCCAGAGGAUCAAGUCCUUGACCAAGAAGGCAAAAAACACCUCUACCCCAACAAAACGGACUUUGAAGCAAAACGUGCAUCACAAAAAUGGAACGUCACCAAAGAGGUUGCAGGGCCCCACCAAAGUGACAAAAGUCCACGGUCAACAUGCCUCAGCAAAAGCCUCGAAUAAAAAAGAACUGUGGAGAAAAAGUAACAAGAGGAGCAAGAAAACUGGAGCUGACAAAGCACAUCAAACAAAAGCAAGUGGGACUAAACUGGACAUAAAGAAGUCUGUGCUUAACAAAGGCUCUGAUGGUGUGGAACCACAAUCUCUAGAUAUGGACGUCAAGCUUUUGUCAUUGGAAGACCAAGUAUUAACUAGGUCUCAAAGAAAGAUGGAAUCUACACCUUCACAGAUUGGAUCUCCUAAAUCCUCCACAAAGCGAGGCAUGGAACAAUCAGUCACUCCAAGCAAACGCACACGGACCUCAAAACCAUAAAAGAUCUGCACAAGCUAAUAGAUCCAUGCAGACACUUGUAGGAAUGGUUCUGGAGGUUGGUGAUUAUUUUCCAGAAUGUUCUUUUUUUUGGAAAGACUGUUUUUGAAGGUAUUUAAAUUUAUUUUUUUAAGCUUGCCAGUGCAUUUUCAGAGCUUUGAAUAUAAUGUCAGUGGAGAGAGAUUUGUCUUGUUAGCUAGUUACUGUUAUUUUUAACAGGGUCAAACUUUUUAUUAUGCUUCAAAAGAUGUUGGAUGUUUAUAAAAAAAGUCUAUUUGUUUCAUUAUGAAGCCAUUUAAUGUAAAAAAACAAACUAAUUGAAAAAUACAGGUUCUGAUUCCUCUAAAUGAGGCAAAUGCGACAUUUUGAACAUGGGUUAGAAGUUACAUAAUCCCUGCUGGACAGUAAUGCUACAAUUUAAAAUCAAAGAUUAUAUAAAGUACUGAACCAUAGUUCUGUUAUAAAGCUAACACUUUUAGCUGGUUAAGUGAUUUUUGUAGACUGAAAAAUGUGCCUUUUUAUAUUGUUGAUUAUUUUAUAAGGUGAGGUGCCUCAAAAAAAAUCUCACUCUUAUUCUUGUUGCACAUGAAUUAAAAAAAAGUUUCUUGAGUUAUUCUUAAAAAUGUGAUCAAUUGUUUUGUUCUUUUUAUAUUAAUCGCUUAUCCCAGGUGCUCCUUUAUUUGAUUGUGUUUCUAAUUUAUUAGCAUUAUGUUUUCUCUUUCUGCUCAUUUACCAUUUUAGUGGUUUGAAAAUGUAAUGCAGUAAUUGUAAAUAUUUUGGUAUACGUUUGCCAUCAGGGAAGGAAUAAACAAAACAAAGAAAGGUUUGACUGUGGCAAAGACCGUAAUCUAUGAAUCAUGUUCCUAAACAUGCUAAAAGAAUUAAGAUGGGACAUAGUGAUUGUCAUUUCACAAACUUUUACGGUGCUCAGAGUAAAGAACUCAGUUAGGCCCAUGUUUACAUGUAACAUUACAGUUUAAAGCAAUGUGGGGAAAUAAUAAAACAUGAUUUAGUUCAAAGUAAAGAUAACCAGAAGAACUGGAAUGUUUUAUUUUUAAAGAUUGUUUCAUUUUUUUUCUCUUGUGUUUGCCUUGUUUUGCUUCCCUCACCAUAUACUACACCUCAAAGCUUUUCCCCAGAUAUUUAUGGUCUUUGAUUUGUAUAAAUGGAAAAUUAUAACAAAUGUAACAACUUGUUUAACAUUAUGCAUUUUCUUGUCAGUUUGAUAAAGUGUUUAGAUGUG